ACAGCCGAUGGAGACCGAUGGAGCCGCCCCGCUCCGGAUAUGGCGCGAUCGGGCCUGAGAUUUCUUGAUGGAAAACCAGACGGCAGCCCAACCCGUCUUCAAUUUUACCUGCUGUCUCGAGAGCCUGAGAACUGACGAGGAGGUAAACAUCAAAACCUGAAUAUUUUUAGCGAACAAAGAGGCCGAUAUCAUGGUUUCCAAAAUGGCUCUCGAGAAGAAGGCGGCCGGCGCCAGCCCGAACCAGCUCACUGCUGCCUUUGGCCGGCAGCUGUCGCUGGCGUCCCGGUCGAUCCACGCCGAUGACUAUACCAACACUCAUCCGGCAGUCGCGCCGCCAUUGCACGUCUCGACCACUUUCCGGUAUUCAGAUAAUCCUGAUGAACUGCUGCCGUGGUCAGAGAUGGAUCCCAGCACGCUCGAUGAAAGUUACAUCUACUCGCGGGAGAAGUCGCCAAACUCGACUCGCUAUGAAGCGAUCCUCAGCUCGCUUCUGGGAGGGCCGGCUGUGUCGUAUGCCUCCGGGCUUGCUGCGUUCCAUGCCAUGAUUGUGUUCCUCAACCCGAAACGCGUUGCCAUCGGCGGCGGGUAUCACGGCUGCCACGGAAUUCUGAAGCUCAUGAAGAAGCUCAACGGGCUGGAGCAGCUCGAGCUCGAGGACGAGAACGACCUAGUCAAGCUGCAGAAGGGGGAUGUCAUCCACGUCGAGACACCCCUGAACCCCACAGGCGAGGCGCGGGACCUGGCCUACUACCGCAAGAAGGCGGACGAGCUCGGCUGCUAUCUGACGGUCGACGCGACGUUUGCCCCGCCGCCGCUGCAAGAUCCGUUCAAGUACGGUGUCGACAUUGUCAUGCACAGUGCGACCAAGUACUUCGGUGGUCAUUCGGAUAUGCUGAGCGGCGUGCUGGCGAUCCACCCUGAGCGGGCACAUGGCAAAGACGGUCAGCCGGGAUGGUUGUCAGAGCUGAGAGAGGAACGGCUCCACCUGGGCGGCGUUAUGGGCAACUUUGAGGGCUGGCUGGGUGUGCGCAGUCUGCGCACGCUGGAGUUGCGGGUGAAGCGGCAGAGCGAAAGCACGCAGCACCUGGUGGACUGGCUCGCCUCGCAGAAGAAGGCGGGAGGAAACGUGGUUUCAGACCUGGUGUACAAGAUCCAGCACUCGUCCCAGCAGCCCGAAGCGUCACAGCCGGAUUCUUGGUUGAGCAAGCAGAUGCCGAACGGCCACGGACCCGUCUUCUCGCUGUGGCUCAAGUCGGAAGAGCAUGCAAAGCGGUUGCCGAGCAAGCUGUUCCUCUUCCACCACGCCACCAGUCUCGGUGGCGUCGAGAGUUUGGUCGAGUGGCGGGCCAUGAGCGACUCGACUGUCGACAGGAGGCUGGUGCGGGUCAGCAUUGGCGUCGAGGGCUGGGAGGACCUGCGGGACGACCUCCUUCAGGGGCUGCAGGCGCUGAGCGAGGAGCUGAGAAACUGACGCCUGUACGAGGUGCACCGACGGUGCAUCAUAGAUGUGAACGAAAUGGCGCGACGUUGUGUGAGAAGCGGCCGAUCUAGCGUUGAAUACCCAGCACGAGUUGGAUCGAUCCAGGUUACCAGCUGCCAUUGGGAGGACUUGUGAUGCUCGAUUGCAGUGAUGCCCAAGGAGUUUGUCGAUACCUGCUUCUUUGGCCAGGCAGCUGCCGCACCACUGCGGAAGAUUCUAAGUGUUGCAUCUCCACUGGUCUGCAUGCUCUCGAGCAACCAGCAUGCAGGGAGGAAGAAGCGAUCGGGACUGCAACUCGAAGGAAACUGCAGUGUGAAGAGGAGUUGAGCAAACGACGACCUGGCGCCUCUGCUUUCUCUUGACCACUGAUUGAGUUUGCCCAUGUCCCUGCCUGGCAGCGGCAACGUCGCCGAUAUCUGUAUUUAACUAUCACUUCCAAACCCAUUAGUAGUCGUGUGCGCCAUAUCGAGUUAUCGAGUUUCCCCGAGGA
This is a messenger RNA of Parathielavia appendiculata, 1970 nucleotides long. Its product is annotated as PLP-dependent transferase. The coding region runs from base 203 to 1471 and encodes 422 amino acids. Gene Ontology annotation, molecular function: carbon-sulfur lyase activity; pyridoxal phosphate binding. The record is from RefSeq and is a predicted model, not a curated record. The transcript has 2 exons. Lineage: Eukaryota; Fungi; Ascomycota; Sordariomycetes; Sordariales; Chaetomiaceae. Gene Ontology annotation, biological process: transsulfuration. Gene Ontology annotation, cellular component: cytoplasm.